Messenger RNA from Cinclus cinclus, 498 nucleotides. RefSeq names its product anterior gradient 3, protein disulphide isomerase family member (gene AGR3). Gene Ontology annotation, cellular component: endoplasmic reticulum. The transcript is spliced from 7 exons. Gene Ontology annotation, molecular function: dystroglycan binding. The record is from RefSeq and is a predicted model, not a curated record. The coding region runs from base 1 to 498 and encodes 165 amino acids. Lineage: Eukaryota; Metazoa; Chordata; Aves; Passeriformes; Cinclidae.
AUGCUCCAUUCUACAUUGGCCUUGUCCCUUCUGCUAAUUGCCGUCACUUCCAACCUUGCAAUGGCAAUUAAAAAGGAAAAACGAGCACCUCAGACACUUUCAAGAGGGUGGGGAGAUGAAAUCACAUGGGUACAAACUUAUGAAGAAGGGCUUUAUCAAGCAAAGAAAAGUAACAAGCCACUGAUGGUAAUUCAUCAUUUGGAAGACUGUCAAUACUGCCAAGCACUGAAGAAAGCCUUUGCAGAAAAUGAAGAAAUACAGGAAAUGGCCCAAAAUAACUUCAUUAUGCUGAAUCUCAUGCAUGAAACCACAGAUAAAAACCUGUCACCUGAUGGACAAUAUGUGCCUCGAAUCAUGUUCGUAGACCCGUCUCUCACAGUAAGAGCUGAUAUCACAGGAAGAUACUCCAACCGGCUUUACACCUAUGAACCACAGGACAUGAUGUUCCUAAUAGAGAACAUGAAGAAAGCACUACGUCUCAUUCAGACAGAACUGUAA